Molecule: messenger RNA, 1848 nt
Organism: Chilo suppressalis (striped riceborer)
Lineage: Eukaryota; Metazoa; Arthropoda; Insecta; Lepidoptera; Crambidae
Source: the annotation of a GenBank genome assembly
CAACAAUGAAGGUAUUCUGCAGAAUCUUGAAAACUGACAGAAACUGUCAUAUUUCGAAUCGAUGUGGCAAUAUAUUUGAUCCGCACAAGUCUCCUUACAUCAUAAGAACAAUUCCUUAUAAGUGCAACGAUCAAGUCGGUUCGAUCCAGUCAUAAAGUUUCGAAUGAAUGGCAAGCAAUAUAACCGAGGCAGGGUUUACAAUGCGCGUCGAAUCGUUCAAGAAAUCAGUGCGCCGCGAAUAUUUGCACAGAUUGUUGAGUGCGCUUGCAACUAAAAUGGUUUGCACCGGCGGCAUGAAAAUCUUUAUUUUGAAUCUUUUUGUUGCAUUAAAUAUACGAGAGAGCUAUCAAUGCCCUUUAGAAGAAGACGCGAAAGCAGCGUACAAAUCUGGUGAAAUCCCCGAUCAGAGUACACCAAUCACAUUGGACAAGAUCAAAGCUAAACUAAAAGAGAGUGAGAUAUUCGAUUGGCAAGACCCUUCACUCACUGACCGUGAGAAGAAAGAGAUGCAGAAGCUGUUUGACGCAGUAGAAAUUAUGACGACAUCCCGCAACAGGCAACCCGCCGCUGUACAGAACAUGUUCUCUUCGCUGCGAUUGGUAGAGAGAGCUGUAAAGAAACAGCUGAAGGAGGGCCAACUAACAGAGUCGUUGGCGUCCAGAUUCCAUUGGGAAAAGUUGUCCGCUCGCCACAGAAGAGAUAAAUCAACAUAUCAUUUGGACACGGCAACGAAUAUGAGAGUAUUUAAUCUAGCAUAGAUCAAAACUACGAAAAAAACUACCAUAUUAGGUAGUGGCACCAAUGACCGACAAGAACCAAUGAUCGGACCUUUUUUGUGAUCAAUGAAUGAAUGAUGAUUGGUUACUUACCCUUCUUUUAAGCAUCUAUAUAUUAUAUUAUGCGCAUCUAUAGCUCGCUGUUAACAUAUUUAGUUAUCGGUUACCUACUCUUCUUUACAUUGAUCACAGAUUAAAAUGUCGAUCAUUUUCUUGUCGGUCAUGGGUGCCACUACUUUAAUUAUCUGUUGUGUACAUGGAGCAAAAACAAAGAGGAGGUGUCGUAUCGCGUUUACACUAAGAAAUGAAGUGAAGCCAUUGACAGAUAGCGGGGGGAGGUGCAGCAUCCCAAUAGCGCCAACGUGACGAGUAACGAAACUAAAAUCUAGUUACUUGUAAACACGACGACACACACGAGUCGGAGCCGGACUAAAUAACCUUCCCCUAUCAGUGGCUUCACUUGAUUUCCUAGAGUAAACGCAAUACAAAACCUCCAUUCGAACACAUAAGAAUUAUAAGAAAACGGAAUAUAAUAAAAUAAAGCCUAGCAUUUGCAUAAUUUAACAUGGAGAUGUUUACAUCAUUCAUUAGGGCGAAGCCCGUAUUAAUUUAACAAUGGGCAUACUUAUUUUACAAUAUUUUUUUCUUUUUACGUAAUUAGGGUUAUAAAGCGUAUAACAUUUUGUUUUGUUUGCAUAAAUUCUGAAGUUUAAAAGUACAUUUACAUGACUUUUAUGUAUGUGUCUUUUUCUUUAUUGCUUAUUCAUUCGGAAUCAGUAUUUGUUUUAUUUGUUGACUUCAUAAUUAGAAUUAUAUUUUGAUGGAGCCAUAUUCAAUGAGUUUUGAAGUAUUUCUAAUUGACUAAACAUGGUCUAAAUCGAGGAUUUUCGAAAAUCUGAGGUAAUAAGGGCAAUUUUCAAUAAAUCUAGAGCAAAAUCAAAACCUGAUUGUGUUAUGUAACACUGGAUAGUAUUUAGUAUGUCUAUUUGACGUUAGAUGGCAACAUUCGUACUGGUAGUAAUAUUGAUAUAUUAAAAAAUAUGAUUUUAUCUCAUUUAAGCAAUAAAUUUUU